This is a messenger RNA of Thamnophis sirtalis, 1891 nucleotides long. Lineage: Eukaryota; Metazoa; Chordata; Lepidosauria; Squamata; Natricidae. The record is from RefSeq and is a predicted model, not a curated record.
CCGCCCGCGGCCGCCGCGGAGCCGCUUGCACUCCGACCAGCUCCACCGUCCCAGCGCAGCCUCUUCGCCGCCUCCUCCUCCUCGACGGACUUUCGCCAACUGCCCCGCAGCCUCCGCCGCCGCCGCCAUGGACGCCAUCAAGAAGAAGAUGCAGAUGCUGAAGCUGGACAAGGAGAACGCGCUGGACCGCGCCGAGCAAGCCGAGGCGGACAAGAAGGCCGCCGAGGAGCGCAGCAAGCAGAUGGAGGAGGACAUUGUGCAGUUGGAAAAGCAACUGCGGGUCUCGGAGGACGAGAGGGACCGCGUCCUGGAGGAGCUGCAUAGCGCCGAGGACAGCCUCCUCACCGCGGAUGAGAAUGCCACCAAGUUGGAAGAUGAUCUGGUGUCCCUGCAAAAGAAGCUGAAGACCACUGAAGAUGAGCUGGACAAAUAUUCGGAGUCCCUGAAAGAUGCCCAGGAGAAGCUGGAAGUGGCAGAGAAGAAGGCUGCAGAUGCCGAGAGCGAUGUGGCUUCCCUGAACAGGCGCAUCCAGCUGGUGGAGGAGGAGCUGGAUCGUGCCCAGGAGCGCCUGACAACAGCCCUUCAGAAGCUGGAGGAGGCCGAGAAGGCGGCCGAUGAGAGCGAGAGAGGCAUGAAGGUCAUUGAGAGCCGGGCCCUGAAGGAUGAGGAGAAGAUGGAGAUCCAGGAGAUCCAGCUGAAGGAGGCCAAGCACAUCGCUGAGGACGCCGACCGGAAGUACGAGGAGGUGGCCCGGAAGCUGGUGAUCAUUGAGAGCGACUUGGAGCGUGCAGAAGAGCGGGCCGAGCUCUCCGAAAGCAAAUGUGCUGAACUUGAAGAGGAAUUGAAAACUGUGACCAACAACCUGAGGUCGCUGGAAGCUCAGGCGGAGAAGUACUCUCAGAAGGAAGACAAAUACGAAGAGGAAAUCAAGAUCCUGACUGACAAACUGAAAGAGAAAAAGUGGCUAAUGCAAAAGAAGAGAACUUCAAUAUGCAUCAGAUGCUGGACCAAACUCUACUGGAGUUAAACAACAUGUGAUAUAAGUCCCUUAGCUGGGAUGAUGCCAACAUCAAUUUCAUUUCUAGUUUUGUUUUUGUUUUUUUAAAAACACCACCUGCUUGCCAUGAAACCUCUUGAAAUGUGUCCUUAUUUUAUCAUUCCCGCUUCCCCCCCCCCCCCCCACCCCCUUGUUGCCACAAUCAUCCCAGGCCUGUCCGCUCUAUCCAGGCGUGGAGUUGGGGAAAAGAUUAAGAGGGGAACAAGAUGCAGGAGUUAUGGGAGGGGGGGGCAUCUGCCAGCUAUGGGGUGCCCUUCUUGGGACUCCUGUUUCCUGCGCUUUGGAUGGAGUCGGUUAAUGCCAAUUGUCUGCAGGCUCCAAAAAAAUGGGAAUAUUCUUUUGUUAGGGUUGCCAAGGUAGGUCUCCUUCGGUCCAACUGUCAGGGGCGCAGGGCGAAGUGGGGAGGGGAUUUUAACCUGCUUGUCUUGAAAGAAGAGUCAGCCAUGCCGCCCUCCAGCCCCUCCCUGGAUGACCCAGCCCUUCGCCCAGCCGGGAGCUCUCUUUUUUUUUUCCCUGGAGGGGCCUGAGGCUCAGCAUGGAAAGAAACCUUGAGCAUCGGGCGGCAUUUUGGUCUGCGGAAGGUUUUGUGGCGGCUUCGAAGAUCUGUUGCGCUUGGGAGCCCAUCCUUAACCUUACAGGGAGAACUUCCCACGGCAGUUUUUGUGUUGUCUGAACCAAAUACGUUUUGGUCUUUGCCGCCUGUUUGUUCAACACGCCUUUCCCUUGUCUUGUUCUGAGCAGUUUUGGAGAAUCAUUUCUGUAUGUAAACAUUGUAUAAUUGAUGAUCAUGGAAUAAAAUACACACUCUAGAACAUUUUUUUUAAAAAACCCCAA